AUGGCCACAUCUAGAGUCACUGGCUCCAUGUCCAAAUGGACACCAGUAAUGAAUGAUGUCCCUCAAGGUGUCCCACAGAUACUAUUUAAUGUCUUCAUCAGUGGUCCAGACAGUGAGAUUGAGUGCACCCUCAGCAAGUUUGCAGAUGAACCAAAGUUAGCUAUAAGCAAAGAAGAUGCUAUGAUUCCACUGGAGAGUGUUGAGAAGCUGUUGGUGAGAAGCAACAACCUUUCUGACAAGAUCACAGUUCUGUGUGGAAAAAUUGAAGAGAUCUCCCUGGCUGAGAAUGUUGAUGUGGUAAUUUCUGAACCAAUGGGUUAUAUGCUGUUCAAUGAAAGGAUGUUGGAAAGUUACCUCCAUUCCAAAAAAUGGCUGAAGUCAAAUGGAAUUAUGUUCCCAACAUACAGUGACAUUUAUUUGGCUCCUUUUUCCGAUGAGCUGCUGUACAUGGAACACUACUCCAGAGCCAAUUUUUGGUACCAAGAGUGUUUUUGUGGGGUCAACCUGUCCAGUCUGCACAGUGCAGCUGUGGAUGAGUAUUUCCGACAACCUAUUGUGGACACUUUUGAUGUGAGAAUUCUGAUGGCCCAGACAGUGAAGUACACUGUUAACUUCAUGGAAGCUGCUGAGGAAGAUUUGCGUAGAGUGGAAAUCCCUUUUGUUUUCCAAAUGGUGCAGUCAGGAUUAAUCCAUGGUCUGGCCUUCUGGUUUGAUGUGGCAUUUGUAGGAUCACUGGUAACUGUUUGGUUGUCCACUGCGCCGACAGAACCUGUCACUCACUGGUAUCAAGUACGCUGCCUUCUUCAGAGGCCUCUCUUUGCUAAAGAAGGGGAAACUCUCUCAGGGAAAGUCUUACUUGUUGCCAAUAAGCGACAAAGUUACGAUAUUCAGAUUGUGGCUGUGGUGGACCAGACGGGAUUUAAAUCUGAUAACAUUCUUGAUUUAAAGAAUCCAUUUUUGAGGUAA
Molecule: messenger RNA, 966 nt
Organism: Leptosomus discolor (cuckoo roller)
Lineage: Eukaryota; Metazoa; Chordata; Aves; Leptosomiformes; Leptosomidae
Source: RefSeq, a predicted model, not a curated record